Messenger RNA from Gallus gallus (chicken), 9776 nucleotides. RefSeq names its product testis expressed 2 (gene TEX2). Gene Ontology annotation, cellular component: endoplasmic reticulum. The coding region runs from base 4533 to 7892 and encodes 1119 amino acids. The record is from RefSeq and is a predicted model, not a curated record. Gene Ontology annotation, molecular function: lipid binding. The transcript has 14 exons. Lineage: Eukaryota; Metazoa; Chordata; Aves; Galliformes; Phasianidae.
GUGCCCAGUUUGUCCAGUUUGGAGCUUCAUACCUAUCCCUUUUCUCUGUGGUAUGAUAAGCCACUGUCAUGUGUGCAGUUCUGGACCUGGAUCUAAUCUCUCAAGUCUUUAUUUCUCUCAGUUGCAUUAGUUUAACAACAAAACAAAAAGUACAGUCCCUCAGCCUUUAACUAGCUGGUCUCUGACACUGCAAUUGCUCUCCUUUUCCUAGUGAAGAUUAAAUUACUGUAAGAUCUGGGCCACGGGUAAGAAGGUUCUCACUUAGACAAUAGGGCAUGGAUUUGUACAUACAUAUAUAGUUACUGCUUUAAGCAUUGCACCAGAGGUGCAAAACCAGCAAGAAAUACAAAAAAAAGUUUUAUAUUCUCAUUCCAAAUGUUUAAAUUUUCAAGCUCCAGCUACUGGCUAAAAUCUCUAAUUUAUUGUUCCCUCUGCAAAUGUUGGUAUCAUAAACCUUUAACAGUCACCUGACUUUCUAGCACUCUUCUGUUGACAAAUGUUCAUUCUAGCAUCCUACAAGUGUCCACACAAAUCUGCUACUAUAGGGAACGUGAAAAGGUAUUUUAAUAAAGAGAACUCUGAAUUGAACUUUGCACUGGAUCUUGCAUGUUCGUAUUAUUGACCACUUGCAAAUGAAUGUCCGUAAAGCUUUUCCUUAGUGAUGAAUCUCAUAGAUAGACUUCAUGAAUUUACAUAUAGAAGAUGUCAUCUCUGCAAUAAGCAAUUUGAGGCACUUAGAUCUGUUGUCUUGAACUAGUUUAGCAGCAGGUAAAUACCUUAAAUGGGGUUAAGAAUGAGCAUGGGACUGUUCACAUUUGUGUAAGUCAUGUGUUAAAUUACAAAGGUAAAAAAGUCCCUGGCACAGAAAAGCACUGCUUUCAAGGAAGUUUCAGAACACCGUCUGUGUAUGGUGGAGUAGCAGUGGGACAAUUUAUUGAUUUCAGAUUGUCCCUUGGCUAAUCCUAACUUAAUCCUAAACUAUUUUGGAUUUAGCCUGUAACAAAAGUUCUUGAUUAGCUCUCCUGAAACAUAGCUGUUAUAUCAACUCCUCAGAGUGCUGUGCACUGCUUUGAGCACUUUUGUUUUGUCUUACAGAUAUACCAAAAUAAUUUAAAGUGUGGGACAUUAGAUCAGCAGACAUCUCCAGUGAAGACAAGGUCAGUCAGCCCAUGAGGUAAAUGACCACACAAGGCAUCCCAAUGUCCUGUUAUGAGCAUGUCCUCUGGAUGCCAAAUAAGCCUUACUGUUUCAUUAGAAGCAUUUGGGUAGUAAGUCCUGAAUCUGCUACUGAAAAAGCUUAAAGCCCAGAUUAGAGGUCAAAUAUUGCAUUAUUGAAAAGCAAACCAAAAAAAAAAAAAAAAAAAAAAAAAAGCCUUCUACCUUGUAAUCAAGUUGAGCUUAACAAAUAUACAACAAGGUGUGUUGCUAAAUAUUUACAUCAGUUUGAGGCAGGAGCAGGUGUUGGCUUACAAGGCAGAGUAGAGGUGUGGUGACGAGCUGGCAGGCUGUGAGCACCAGAUGGUUCUCUUGUUUGGGUGCACACAACCAUGGGCAGCCUCGUGUCCACCCCACUUAGAUGGAGGCUGUGUUUGUGUGGUGGCAUUCAUACUGUUUUGCACCUGCAAGAACCGAUCCGUAUGCACAGUGGUGUUUCAUGUGAGACUGCGAGAAAAGGGACCCUGCAGAACAGGGCCCACGGGUGUCAUUUGUGUUGGUGGUAACUGGAGGCUGCCUGUGUGAGAGGAGAAAGAGACUUUUGUUUCAGACUCCCCCUCCAUCCUCAGAGGGUUUGUUCUGAUUCAUGAAAAGCAAGGACCGCUGCUUUUCACUUGGAAUAUUGGGUACUGCUUUUCAUACGUUUGUUCCUAGGACUGAAAAUGUAAUGACGGUGUUACCUUUCUUUAUUGAUACUUUUUGCAGUUUGUUAAUGUUUUCUGCUUAUCAGAUCAAGGGUACAGAUAUGAGAAUGUCUCAACAUUUGCUUUUGAAUCUGAGAGCCCAGUCUAGCUGGGAUUUUCCCAACUCACUGUCAUUUUUAUAUCGCUUUUAUGCUAGUGAGUGCUUUCAGUGAGAAUUCACGUUAGCUAUUAAAAAUCCUUUUGACAGAAGAACUGAAGAAGGUUCUCAGGCCUUUGCAGCACGCCUUUCUGAGCAGCAGUACUGACAGAGCCACAUCCUGCAGGAACUGAGCACGUUUAGAAGGAGAGCUGCCCAUCCUCCUGCUUUGCUUGAUUGAUUUUGUACUAUUUCUACUUCUGCAGAGCAGAGUCUUAGAUACAGAAAUGCAUUAAAUCCUUGCCGCUGUUCAUUUUUCCAUUUCCAGCAAACUAACAGCUACUUAUUUUCUCGUCCGAUGUAAGUGCACUUCUGCGUGACCUCCCGUGGAAAAAAAAACACGAGCUCUGAUGCGUGCUGGGAGCUGCAGGGCCGGGCCGAGGGCCGCUGCCCGCCGUGCUGAGCCGGCCGGGGCUGACCCCUGCUGGGGGAACUCCUGCAGCUGCGGCCGUGGGGUCCAGCGAGCUUCGCGAGUUCGAUUCCCACCGCGGUACGGAUUCUCGGUCUGCAGUUAAGGAAGAGUUUUCAAAGCCCGGUGUGAGCAUACCAACCAGGCCUCCUUUCUCUCUUGCGAAAGUUAAUGAAUUGUUUGUAAAACGCUGGGUGCCACUUCUGGAAGAGUAAAUAUCCUCUUCGUCAGUGGGUGAAUGAAACCCGCAGCUUAUUUACUUUUCUGGGCACGUUGUAUGCUUGUUCUGAUUGCUUCUUUGUCAGCUUGGUUCGGUCCAAGCCCUUAACACUACAGUUCACUGGUAAGCUCUCUGGCAUCAUAAGCCCCCAGCUUUGAAGGGGGGGAGGGCAGCAGUGCUGUCAGACUGGGCAUGGCUGCUCUCCUGAGAAGGAAUGGAUGCAUACAGGGAAAGGAAAGAGCGAGAACAGCUGGAAACAAUCACAGCAAUUAAACUAGAAAUCAAACUGAUGGGAAACAAAGUAUCAAGAUGAAUUUAAAAUGCUAGCACAUUUUGUUGUUUAGAAACUCAAGGCCUUUCUGAAUACGCCGGUGAGAGAAGAAUAAACGUCACUUUUACAGUUAUUUGGGAAGUAAUAAGCAAGUUGUCGUGUCUAAAUAAUCACAGAGAGAAACAGGGCUUCUUGUCUUCAUCCUUUGAAAUGCUCCUCUCUAAAUCACAGGUGUUCCCAUUAACAAAAACAAAAAGGAAUUAGCAAUUGUGAGAACAUGAUUUGAAUGGCAGCCUCAGUUAAAUGCCAGCCUUUAUAUUCCUACAGGUAAUUUGUUUUCUCACCAGUCACAGACAUGUUGAGUGGGAAGGCUGCGAGAAUUCUCACUGUUCCAGGAAGUGAUCGUUGUUGUGAAGAUUUAAAUUUAAUACCAAAAGAAAUCAUGUUUUUUUCAGAGAGAGUCAGCUGCACAGUCUGAUGACAAACAGAGCAGCAUGAAGCUGAAAGACUUGGCACAAAACAGCAAAUGUCUGAGCAGCCCCUGCAAAGGGACCAGAAACGAAUGGCAGAGGGAAGAGAGCACUUCAUGGCAUUGGUGAUGCCAAUGAGUACUGCUUGGUUGGCUUCUUCCAAACACUCAUGUUUUUUUGGAAGUCCUGUGACUCAUAGAAGUAGAAAAUAGACCUGUUGAAGGCAGGCGCUUUUGCAGGUAGCAGAAGCGUUGCUCCAGGAGGACAACAGGUUCAGUUCUGGUGUCAGUGUGUUAGCACUCUGUGGGGACAUGUAGUCAUGAAGCACUGAGGAACCUGGUACUCAGCUGCUGGAACAGAGUAUGAUGUUGCCACAGGGAAUGUGUGUCUUCAGAAGAAAAAAUCCUAUUAUGCUCUUAUUUAUCUGGCACAGUCCAAGCUAUGUUCAGUGCUUGCGGCGUGACUGCUGAAGUAGUCGAUCUCCACAAAGCACUUAUCCACUUUCAUGGGGAGAGCUGGGCUUUAAAUCCUCUGCACCGGUUUUGUGAUUAUUCAUUUUUUAACUACGCUCAGAACCAAAUCUCCACUGCAACUGACACAGUUUCACUUUGAAAAUCAAUGAGACAGUGCUACGAGGGCAGAAACGUCUUGCCUGUGAGCUUCAUAUUGUUCAGAGCGGCUGAAGUGACAGCCCUGACUGACUUCUGUUGUGAUGGAACUAAUCAGUGACAAGUGUCUGAACUCCCCUGUGGCCCUCCUCGCCCACCAGGCUGUACCCCAGCAGGAGCUUCUGAGCUAGCACAGUCUCCAGCCUGAAAAGCAGGACCUUUAAAGACUGGGAGCUGCAAAAGCUGCUAAGAGGGAGAAGCUCAGAGGCAUCUGGAGAUGAGCUGUGAUGCUGCAGUAUUAUCCAUGGCACAGUUGAAAUCAGGAUGGAUGGAAAAUGAAUUAUCCAACAAAAGGAUUUAUUCUCACAGCAUGGAAUGACUCAAACUCAGGGACUCUUCCUUUUGCCGUGUGACUGAGGCGUGCCCUCGGGAGAGGAUUCCCAGCUGAGAUGCAGUGUGGAGCUCUGAGGCAGACUCUGACGCAUCUCUGGGACCUGCAAUGACAAGUCAGAACAGUAGCCAUGCAGAGAAAACUGGUGAAAUGUCCUCAAAGCAGUCAGCACCAAAAGUGCAGGUCCAACGAUCUGUCUCCCGAGAAACCAUCACUAUUCAUUUCUCUGCAUUUGGGAAGGAGGAAGAAGAGGAGGAAGAGGAGUUUAAGGAAUUUCUUGAUGAGGAACUAGAUGACCAAAGCAUUGUAACAGCACUUGAAGCCAAGGAAGACCUCUGCUUUGAGCAUACUGGCCAUGAUUUUUCUGGUCCAGCUACCUCGCUUAACAUGGCCAACUCUGCAUCACUGCUGUCCUCAUCACCUGCAGUUCUGCCAGCUGCAGAUGCCGUAAAGCUGUUGGAUUCUUCCACGUCCCAAGUACUCAGUGCAGUGCCACUAGUCCUGUCUCCCUCAUCACACUCGUGUCAUAUGUUUAGCUUAUCGGGUGCGUCACCACCUGUGGAACAGAAGGCCAACUUCUUGUCUUCCCCAUCCUCAUCUCCUUCCAGAUCAGUUGUCUGCUCUAGUGCAUCAUCCACCGUUUCUAGUUCCAAGCCUUUUAAGGGUUUAGUCAAGUCCCUUUCAACAGAUGUGGAACCAAAAGAGCCAACCCCACCGAUGAGACAUAGACAGUUAAUGAAAACCUUAGUGAAAUCUCUGUCUACAGACACUUCUAAACAAGAACCUGAAGCUGUGUCGUACAGACCACCGGACUCAAAACUGAACUUGCAUCUGUUCAAACAGUUCACUCAGCCUCGAGCUACAGGUGGUGAUUCCAAAACUGCCCCCUCAUCUCCAUUAAUAUCUCCCUCUGACACUCGUUCCUUUUUUAAAGUACCUGAAAUGGAGGCUAAAAUUGAAGAUACUAAAAGACGCCUUUCUGAAGUAAUCUAUGAGCCUUUUCAGCUGCUCAGUAAAAUAAUGGGUGAUGAAAGUAGUAGCCACAGGCCCAAAGCCUUAUCUUCAAGUGCUUCAGAACUCUCAAACCUUUCCAGUUUGAAUGGCCAUUUGGAAAGCAAUAACAACUACAGCAUUAAGGAAGAGGAGUGUGAUUCUGAAGGGGAUUUGUAUGGAAGCGACUCUAAUGUGAGUAAGAACGAUCAGUCAAAAACAGCUGAGGAGCAUGCAAAAGAGACGGAGACCAGAAGCUCUCAGUCUGCAAGCACAAAGGAUGUGAGUUCGAAAACUUCACUCGUACUUGAAAAAUGUUCAUUGUCUGCACUAGCAAGCAGAGAGGAUGAGGAGUUUUGUGAACUUUAUUCUGAGGACUUUUCCUUGAUAGAGGAUGAAAGCAAAACUGAUAAACGCCCUGAAACUUUGCUUGAUCUUGAGAUGACUGAUGAAAAUGGUAUUGUGCUCAGUAGUGAAGAGGAAAAUAAUCUGUAUGUGCAACAGCCUAAAAUACCAGUGAAAACUUUAUACUUCUUAACACUGUUAGUCUAUGCUUACUUUAUUAUUCCUCUCCCUGGCUACUUAAGUGGACUCCUAUUUGGAAUGGCCCUUGGAUUUAUGACAGCUGUCUGUGUGAUUUGGCUGCUUACUCCACGUACUCAUGAAUAUCUCAAAUUUCGUGAAAGUAUGAAAAAGCAGUGGAAUACAGGAGCUCUAGACAUCAAAGAACCUGAAAUACUGAAGGGAUGGAUGAAUGAAAUUUAUAAUUAUGAUCCAGAAACAUACCAUGCUACAUUGACUCACUCUGUUUACGUGCGACUUGAAGGAAGUACCUUAAGGCUUUCAAAACCUAAUAAAAACAUUUCUAGAAGAGCUGUGUACAAUGAGCCAAAGCCGGAAGUCACGUAUGUCAGCCAGAAAAUUUAUGAGCUUACAGAGAGCAAGAUUUCCCUGGUUCCCAAAAGUCUGGCACGAAAACGAAUUUGGAAUAAGAAGUACCCUAUUUGCAUUGAACUUGCUAGGCAGGAUGACUUCAUGGCUAAAGCCCAGACUGAUAAAGAGAAUGCAGAGGAGAAAUUGUCUUCUGAGAAAGUGGACUUGAACAAUGAGGAAUCCAAGAAAGCUCAGGAUGGAGCCAAAUACACUAGCCAAAAGGAUCAAGUGCUUUAUCUCUUUGGAAGGACAGGCAGGGAGAAGGAAGAGUGGUUCAGAAGGUUCCUUCUAGCAUCCAAGCUGAAGUCUGAAGCCAAGAAGCCUUCCAGCAAGCCAGGGAUCUUGCCAGCACACGGUAGAACGGAGAGUCAGUCUGGAGUUCCUACACACAGUCGUAGUAGCAGCAAGGGAAGUGUGGAAGAAAUUGCAUCCCAGCCUAAACACAAGGAUCUGGCUGGCAAUCUGCGGCAGAAAAUGCUCCUGGACUAUAAUAUUUAUAUGGCAAAAUGUGUUCCACAGGAAAAGAAGAGCCCUUCGGGUAGUCCAGUCCUCAGUGCAGAUAGCAGCCCUACAGCUGUGAAAAAGUUACCUGAUGCCCACGUGGAAGCUGAGGAAGAAGAACAGGAGGUCUGGGUGAACGCUUUGCUUGGAAGAAUAUUUUGGGAUUUUUUAGGAGAAAAAUAUUGGUCUGAUCUGGUGUCAAAGAAGAUCCAAAUGAAACUUAGUAAAAUAAAGCUGCCAUACUUCAUGAAUGAGCUAACACUGACUGAGCUUGACAUGGGGAUAGCAGUGCCGAAGAUCCUUCAAGCCUUCAAACCUUCUGUUGAUUACAGAGGGCUUUGGAUUGAUUUGGAAAUGUCUUACAAUGGAUCUUUUCUAAUGACCCUGGAGACCAAGAUGAACUUGACCAAACUUGGUAAAGAGCCUCUUGGUGAAGCACUGAAGGUUGGAGAGAUUGGCAAGGAAGGUUUCAGGCCAAGGGCGUAUUGUCUUGCAGACAGUGAUGAGGAAUCCUCCAGUGCUGGGUCAUCAGAAGAGGAUGAUGCUCCUGAAUUGGCUGGAGAGAAGCAGGUGACUCCUGGAGCAGAAGGGUAUGUUGGAGGACAUCGGACAAGUAAGAUCAUGAGAAUUGUGGAUAAAAUUACCAAGUCAAAAUACUUUCAAAAAGCAACAGAGACUGAGUUUAUAAAGAAGAAAAUCGAAGAGGUCUCAAAUACUCCAUUGCUGCUAACAGUUGAAGUACAAGAGUGCAGAGGAACACUAGUAAUUAACAUUCCACCUCCACCUACUGACAGAAUAUGGUAUGGCUUUCGAAGACCUCCCUACCUAGAAUUAAAAGCUCGGCCAAAACUUGGUGAGAGAGAAGUCACUCUGGUUCAUGUAACUGAAUGGAUAGAGAGGAAACUGGAACAAGAGUUUCAGAAAAUCUUUGUCAUGCCAAACAUGGAUGAUGUUUAUAUUCCUUUAAUGCACUCAGCCAUGGAUCCCCGCUCCUCUACAUACCCUCCUAAAGAUCUGGUCACGGAGGCCCCUGAUCAGCCAUGAUGUGAAGACUUGCAGUUUACAGUAUUAUAAAGGUUAUUCUCAUGGUUUUAUAAACUGUGCUGUAGUUCUCAUCAUCAAUUUGUGCCACUUUCCCCCUCCCCAGGGUCUGCCUAUAACCAUACCUUUGUGCUCACUUGCCUGGUUAUUGUUCCUGUGUACUUCAGCGAUGUGGUUUCAUUCCGUUAAGCAGCUGAUUUGUUUUUGUACUGGCUACCAUCAGGAUUUGAACUUGGAGGCUGAGAUGACCUGUUCUUCAGGGGGAGGGAGGGAGAACCUAACUGUAAUAGAUCAAGGAGCUUGUUGACACAGCUUAUGUUUUCACGCUAUGUUGGUGUGCGUUAACACGUUGAAAGGUUGUUUGGCAGCAAAGGAACUGCAUGCCAAAUGGAAAAAAAAAAUCCUAAAUAAGGAAUGAAUUUAUAAAAACUGGAAGAAUAUUUUUCUUUCUCAGGCAGUUGGAGGUGUAGAAUGAACUGUUUUAUGUUCCUUCACUUCUGCAGUCAAUAGCUUGUGUCAAGCAAUCAAAAUAUGAAAUGCUUUCAGGAUAAAAGAAUGUAAAUUGGAUGUAUAGGUAAUAUUGUGAUUCAGUGUGGUAUAUACAUGUUACUUUUUUCAUAUAGGACUUGUGCUUUUUUUUGGGAAGCAACUAGCCAUAAAACACAGUUAUCAGUGAAGGUGGGACUGUCAUAUUUUUGUAAAUGAGGAGAAAAUAGUUGGUAAAGCCAUGAGACCAAACUAUAGCAAGCAGCCUUAUAGUGAGGUACAAUCACCUUGAUUCAUGAUUAAUUCUGAAUGUUUAUAAAGACAUGAGCACACACAAAAUGUUUAAUACUGCACAUUACCAGAAGUACUUAGUUACCCUACUGUGUAUAGAGUCUCUUGCUACGAUGAAACAGUUUUUUCUUAUAGGAGAAUUUGUUGCUGUGACUCUUCCAUUGCACUGUGUUUACAUGCAAGGCAUGGGACCAAAUUCUCACAUUACAGCUGUGCAAAUGCAGAUGUCAGUCUCUUGAUGUUUGUGAAACAGCUGUAAUGGAAAGAUUUGACCCCUAUGCAUUGUUCUUUUGGACUCUGAAAUAGGAAUUCAAGCUGAUCGUGAUAUAAGACUGUUUCUGCUGCUUAAUGGCCAAAACUAAACGGGGGUAUGGGAAACUGCCUCUUAUUUCUAUCUAGUAUGAUGAUUCAAGAGUAAAUGUAUGCAGUAAAUUCGGUAUUUGAACACUACAUAUCCACUACUUAACACACACAAUAUUUUUCUGAUGCUCAGUGUUGCCAACAGUUCAUGGAUGUCAGAAAAUGUUUUAGUUUACAGAGGGUGAGUUCCGGCUCUCCUUUUAUAACAUGAUUUGCUUUUUUUUUUUUUUUAGAAGUAAUUUUUAAAGAACUUUUUUGUACUUUGUGUUGUCACAUUUGAUGUAAAUCAAAAUUUCCAUGUGUAACUUGAUGAUUUACCAUCUUUAAAUGAAGCUAUUAUAUUGAAGGUUUUUUAAACAGCACCUUGCCUGAAACAUAAAAGAAAACUAGCAUUUAAUAUAUUUAAAAUUAAUUCUAUAUUUGAACACCUAUUUUGGUUACCUUUAAUUGAAAUAUUAGUAGGUUAUAUUUGUUACCUGAACUCCUCCUUGACCAUUCCAGGCUGUGUAUAUUCUGGGUUCUGCUGAUUAUGUAGGCACUAUCUGCCUUUCAUGAAGUCUGCAUGUCUUGUACGCAGGUCUUUUAUAUGAUUUAAUUUUUAUGUGCAAUAACUGAAGUCAAAGGACUAGAUGCACUAAUGUGUAAACAGAUUUAGAUUAUUAUACGAGAUUGUCAUAUUGCACUUCAUAAACUGUGGGUAACUACAGUCUGCUUGCUUUGUUUUAUUAAAUAAAUUUAUCUCAUCAAUUA